Messenger RNA from Dermacentor silvarum, 647 nucleotides. RefSeq names its product RING finger protein 151-like. The record is from RefSeq and is a predicted model, not a curated record. The transcript has 2 exons. The coding region runs from base 65 to 571 and encodes 168 amino acids. NCBI's taxonomy places the organism in Eukaryota, Metazoa, Arthropoda, Arachnida, Ixodida, Ixodidae.
UAAUUCAUCACACCUGCGCAAUGAUUUCACUUAGCGCUGACUGGGGUGCCACCUGCGUGCAGACAUGCCGGCAGAUCCGGUCGUCUACUCGGCGGAGAACUUCGAUCCCAGGCCUGACCAAGAGCUGGUGUGCACCGUGUCCCGAGGCGUGUUUCGGGACCCAGUCGAAUGGCCCAGCCACCACGUGUUCUGUUCCAUCUGUAUCCCUGGCAUGCCGCCAAUUGGCACGUUGCGUCGCCGAGAGAUGUCCGUGUCGCAGCUCACGCCCACGGUGCCCCUCGUGGCCAACAUGAUCGCCCGGCUCACCAUGCGCUGCCCACGCGGAGAUGAGUGCUGCUCUUCAAACGUGCACAUGUUUUGUCUGAAGCGCCACCUGGAUUCUUCCGAGUCCCGCAACGCGCUGUGCCCGGACCGCGGAGCCCAGAAGCGUCUCUUGGAGCUGAGCUGGCCGCCGAGCGAGCGCUGCCCCAAGCGGACGGUGCGUUGCAGCCGCGGCUUCAGCCUGGGCGCCGACCAACUGCGCGACCACGACUGCGUGCAGGAAUUGCACUGUUUCAUCACAUCGUGGUAGCGCACAAUCAACCAAUUAACAUGCUGCGCCAACAGCUAAAAUAGGCUCAACAGGACGUGGACUGUCUUCGUCACCC